GCAAACGGUUGUAAGCCGAGAACCUCAUGCCUAUGGCCACUUAUAUGACCCGCACAAUUUAACCUGCGUUUUGUAAACCUGCGUGACCUGCGUUUUACACCUGCCGUUGAAACUUGGUUCUUUCAAAAUGGCGCUUGUGACAGGCUCAUUGGAAUUCAUUCCGAAGUUAGAGCAGCUGUCCUGCAGAGUGAUUCGAGUAUUAGGAUGCAACCCGAUGCCAAUGACUUUGCAAGGAACAAAUACCUAUCUGAUCGGGACUGGGCGAAGGAAGAUUUUAUUGGAUACUGGCCACCCAAAUGUCCCAGAAUACAUCGCAAACCUUAAAGAUGCCUUGAAAAGGUUCCAAUGUACAAUUCAAGAAAUCCUAAUCAGCCACCGGCAUUUGGAUCACGUGGGUGGAAUCGAAGAUGUUACCAACCAUUUUCCAAAAGUGGAUGGCUAUAAAAUAUCGAAGUUUCAAGCACCAGAUUUUAAUGAUAAAAUCGGAAAUGGAAAAUUGCAGUACAACUUUUUGAAUGAUAACGAGGAAAUAAAGACAGAAGGUGCGACUCUGAGAGUGAUUUACACCCCAGGGCACUUAUCUGAUCACAUAGCCCUUCUUUUGGUGGAAGAGAAUGCGAUAUUUUCAGGGGACUGUGUACUAGGACAAGGUACUGCAAAAUUUGAAGAUUUGCACGACUACAUGCAUUCAUUGCAGAGAUUGAUAAGUCUCAAAGCGCAGAAAAUAUACCCGGGCCAUGGGCCUGUCGUCGAAAAUGCGACUAGCGUUGUUGAAAAGUACGUUGAACACAGAAAUUUGCGGGAAAAACAGAUUUUGGACACGAUACGAUCGUCAGCAAAACCCUUGUCUGCAUCUGCGCUUGUGAGAAUCAUUUACGUCGACACAAGACCGGAGCUUUACCACGCAGCUGAAGUAAAUGUCGAGCAUCAUCUAAAGAAGUUGGAGAAAGAAGGAAAAAUUGAGCUGGUUGGUUCAUUGAAAGAAAGCAGAUGGAAAUGUCGAUUGUGAAUUGAGUAGGAAAGAAAUACCUUUUGCACGCCCCUUUGCUAGCUGAGUAAUGGAAUCGUUUACUAUUUGGCUUGCCGUGAAUGCUAAGGUGCAAUGCUAUCAAGGAUGUUCAACUGAAACCGGAAUUCAAACUAAUCGGAUAAUGCAAUUUAAUACUGAAUGAAAAGAAAUAAGUUAUAGCCAAAUUUAGAUUUUACAUUUUUAUAGAAUUUAUUCCUUUUGAAUGAGUUGAAAGCUAGUUUUUAAUCAAAGAACUUUUUAUGCAAUACCUGUCAUGAUAGUGAUGUCGUCAUAAAGCCUAUUUUAUCUUUCUGCUGCUGAAAAAGUGUUUAGGUUUAGAUCUAAGACGCUUUUGUGUGGUUUGCCUUCUUAUCAAUUAUGACCAAACGAGGAGAGCUCCCUUGAUACGUGGCUCGAAUGGCUAGCCUGUUCUUGUAGUUGCCGUGGUAACAUAUGAUGUGCGAGGACAUAAGAUGAUAGUUCUCGUUGUAUCUCACAACAUUGGAUUCUCGUCGCCGUUUUGAUUUAUUUCUUAAUUUUAUCCUCGUAUUAAUAAUAUACUCAUUGCAAGAUUCACAGAAUCCGGCGGACAGCCUAUCCUGCGGUUCUUCCUUCUCACACAUAAGAUGAUAGUUCCCUGUGAUUAUGCGAUUGUCUUUUCGUCAAUAUAGGAACUAGUCAGUGACUGUAGUUCUUAAACCAAAAUUGAAAAAGAAAUUCCUUAUAUAACAAUGUGUAUCUUUUAUUAAAAGAUUUUAUGUAUAGAAUUGAGAUCCGCGAAGAACUAACACUCUUUAUAAAGGCAUACUUUUUGCAGAAGCUCAGCAAUGUUGAUGCUCAAUCUUUGUUAUUAUACUCAAUAUUGUACUCAACAAAUUAUCAGCUUUGAUUGUAUUGCAUCAUACCAUUGAAUCCACAUUGAUGCAAUCAUACAUACAACAUAGACAAAAGCAUUUAAAGUUAAACCCAAAGAAUAAUGUAAAGAACUGAAAGGAAUUCUUGAAUUUUUAGUAUCUAUCUACUUCAAAGCGAAUUCCAGUUCCUAUUCCUUUCAAAGCUAAGUUUCAGUCUCUAUGAUUUUCUUAAGACCCUUCGAAUAAUGAUUUUAAUUUUCUUACUUUUACAUAUAAGCAAUUUAGUCUCCCUUGGUAU
Rhopilema esculentum is the source of this 2161-nucleotide messenger RNA. RefSeq names its product endoribonuclease LACTB2. The record is from RefSeq and is a predicted model, not a curated record. Gene Ontology annotation, cellular component: mitochondrial matrix. Gene Ontology annotation, molecular function: single-stranded RNA binding; RNA endonuclease activity. NCBI's taxonomy places the organism in Eukaryota, Metazoa, Cnidaria, Scyphozoa, Rhizostomeae, Rhizostomatidae.